This is a messenger RNA of Exophiala oligosperma, 2489 nucleotides long. RefSeq lists its product as uncharacterized. The coding region runs from base 49 to 939 and encodes 296 amino acids. Gene Ontology annotation, molecular function: rRNA primary transcript binding; snoRNA binding. Gene Ontology annotation, cellular component: nucleolus; Mpp10 complex; small-subunit processome. NCBI's taxonomy places the organism in Eukaryota, Fungi, Ascomycota, Eurotiomycetes, Chaetothyriales, Herpotrichiellaceae. The record is from RefSeq and is a predicted model, not a curated record. The transcript has a single exon. Gene Ontology annotation, biological process: rRNA processing.
CGCCAUAAUACAUUCUCUGGUUCUUUUCCCUCCACACAACACGCCACCAUGUUGCGUAGACAGGCCAGAGAGCGUAGAGACUACAUCUACCGUCGCGCCCUUCAACUUCGCGAUGCCAGCAUUGCGGAAAAACGAGCCCUGUUGAAAAAGUCCCUCGCAACGGGCAAACCUCUCGACCCGUCUGUCGCAAACGACAAAACCCUCCGCAAAGACUUCAAGUACGAUGAAUCCCUCGACCCAGAGACCGCGGCGGCCCAGGAGUCCAUCGACGACGAAUACGCCAUGCUCUCAGGGCUCGCCGACCCCAGGCCUCUCGUCACCACGUCCCGCAGUCCCUCGACUCGACUGGCGACAUUCUCCAAAGAGAUCAGACUCCUCCUGCCCACCUCGAUACGACUGAAUCGAGGCAACCUGAUCCUUCCAAACUUGCUGGCGAGUGCAAAAGCCGCCGCCUUGACAGAUAUCAUCCUCCUCCACGAACAUCGAGGCACUCCGACUGCCAUGACCAUCUCCCAUCUCCCUCACGGUCCCACGGCCUCCUUCUCCCUCCACAACGUCGUCCUUCGCGCGGACAUACCGGAUGCUUCGACGGGAACCGUGUCAGAGUCGUACCCGCACCUGAUCUUCGAGGGCUUCACCACCCGACUGGGAAAGAGAGUGGUUCAGAUACUCAAGCACAUCUUUCCUCCACGAGACGGCCCGCACAAGGUCGGCAACAGAGUGGUUACAUUCAAGAAUGUGGAGGACAGCAUCGAGGUUCGACAUCAUGUUUUUGUUCAGACUGGCUAUAGAGACGUUGAGCUGGCUGAAGUAGGCCCGAGAAUGACCAUGAGAUGUUUCGAAAUCAGAGGAGGAACGCUGGAGAAAGACUCCGGUGGUGAGGUUGAAUGGGCUCUGACCCAGUAUACACGCACAGGACGCAAGAAAGACUAUCUGUGAGGUAAUGCAUUACAACCAAAUGCCCGAAUGUUCGACUAUUCUGAGGGUGCAAAUGUCCAAAGAAGCCCCCAGCAAAACUAUGGCAUAAGUGCGCCUGCACCAUGCCAUAUCCAAGCAAAAGCAAAAGCAAAAGCAAGCCCCAUGGCGGAGACGACCAAAUCAAACCAAAUUAAGCCUUCGUGGCACAGCGCCGCUAGGCCUCUGUCAGCUUUCAACUCGCUGUGUGGCUAUUGCCCUUGAGACCGAUAUCACGCAGUGUUUGCAGCUCAUAUCCCAGGGUCAGCAACUCCAUCUCUUCACCAGCCUCCUUCAGGUGUCAUGGCUCUGGCCUCUACCUCAUCCAUCGGUUGGUUCUCGGCCGGGUUUACCAGAAUGGUUACACUGGGCUUACGCACCCGAUCUUCGACACCCUUGACCUCCCCCUCCCCAAGCUGAUCCAUGCCAUUGUCUUUCAUCACUCUUGGACCAAAGAACUUGAAUAGGCGACCAUCCGAAGUACCAUCACUCUGGAGUGCUAUUUUGUCUUCGGAUCUGUUCGCCUGUGCCAUCUCCCGAAGACUUUCACGGUCGUCCCAGCUGACACCAACUCUUUUCUGGAAGAACUUGUUGAACAUGGUGAACGCAAAGUCGAAUGUACUUCCCGGAGGCGCAAGCUGGGUGACAUAUCGAUGUCCGGGACGGACGUAGAUGCUGUAACAUGCAUACGACUUGAUUCUUGGGAUCUCAGCGUUGAGACCUGCGACGGAGUCUGUGUGUGUUCUCGUCGUGAAUCGCAAGUUUGGAUCGAAUUCGAAAAGCUGCAAACUCUGAGCCCAUGGGUUCGGAAUAUGAACCUUCAAAUUCGGAUUGGAUGGCUGCAGGGAUCGUGGUAGACUGCUUGCGAUGACAGGGUACUUGCAAAAGGGGAAAGGCUUGGGAAAAUGAUACAACGGUACAGGACAGUAAGGAAGUGAUGGUAUGAAAUUUGCCACCGAGUACGACGGCAUGUAUGCCUUUGGUACGGCAAUAGUCUCAUGGCCAUCCACAAUGUUCGUUUGAGAAGGUUCCGAGACUCGCAGAUGUUCAUGGAUCCUGCGCACCUCUUCGUUGGAGAGCUUCGACCAAUCUUGAGGUUCUUGGUUGGUCAGGGGGUACGUUGUUGAUGGUGUCGGGUUUGUGACGCAAUCGCCCGAUGAUGUGGAUGACAAGACAGAGCAAGAAGAUGACGAUGAGACGGAAGAGACACAAGAUGCAUAACGCACCUUGAGUCUAUGCUUUUCGAGUCGGUUCUGGAGAAUGUCCUUCCUCACGAGCGUGAGAAGGUAGAUAAACCCUUUGGAAUCGAUGAAAGGACGGUAUCCGUCUAUGUAUGUCAUUGUCAGUCUAUGACACACCUUCAUUCGGGAUGGACAUAAGAGAAGCAGGCAGGUGACACUUACUAGUACCCAUCUCCCUGACGAAUUCAUCGCACUCAGCCUCGUAUUCCCUCGCUGUGUUUCUUGUCAGUCUUCGUACUUCGAACGAUCAAUCGACAAAUGGGCUCUCAAUUGUGCAAGCGACGCAAAACGUAC